AUGGCGACACCUGAGGAGCUCGCUGAGCUCUCUGAAGCCCGUAGAGAGUUGGCCGCUACGCGCCGUUCCCUCCGGGAUACUCGCGAGGCUCUCAACAACAUCAUCUCCGACGAGAAGGAUGAUACUCAGCAGCUUAUGAGCGACCUCGCGUCCAAGGAGGCCAGUAAUCUUUCUAAGAUAGGUAGCCUCGAGGCCCGUAUUGCUGAACUUGAGGCCCUGGCUGACCGAUCCGUCAGCGAGAUAUCACGGAAGGAAGGUUUCAGUCGACUCUCUCCACGGUCCGAGGAGGAGGAGCAUGAGGUGUAUACCACUCCGAAGUCACGCUCCUCACGAUGCCCGGCAGCGACAGUGACUAAGUUAUGUCUGCCUCAACUCUGUGAAGCAACAGAUCUCCAAUCGCACUAUCAUGCUAUUGAACACACCUUCGUUGAAGCAGGAGCCGCUGAGUAUCACCAGCAAGGACAUUUGCUAGUGCACGAGGAGGUCAAAGUAUCUGUCAUGACCAAAUUCCUUUCCUCUCUGAGUAAUGUCCGACCGGUCCAUAAGAAGGCCACUGUAGCGUCACGUACCCACUCACAGGAUUGGAAUUUGGUCCGCAAUGUCCUUCUGACGAGGUAUUGCCGCAGAUCAGUGUUGAAGGAGACCUACGAGGAGAAGUUACGCAAUCUCACAUUUACAGGGGGUAAGCAGAUCGAGGAUUUCCUGGAGUCCGCCGCCGAUAUCUACCAUCUAUUCACAGAUGUCUACCCGAACGACGUGUCGGAGCGACGUUCAUUGACAAGACAAGUUCUGGCGAAGUUCCCACAGCAUAUCAUUGAGAAGGUUAUGGAGAGAAUUUGCCAGCUGUCGGGGUUAGCCUCUGUCGAUGAGGACUGGAGACGGCGGUGCCAUUCGAUGAGGCAUCAGACGGAGUGCGAAGUGUUUGUGAGGCAAUCCGAUGGGUAUGCCGAACAAAGGACCAAGCCUCAAUAA
This is a messenger RNA of Perkinsus marinus ATCC 50983, 972 nucleotides long. RefSeq lists its product as hypothetical. The record is from RefSeq and is a predicted model, not a curated record. The coding region runs from base 1 to 972 and encodes 323 amino acids. NCBI's taxonomy places the organism in Eukaryota, Perkinsozoa, Perkinsida, Perkinsidae. The transcript has a single exon.